Messenger RNA from Eutrema salsugineum, 1325 nucleotides. Its product is annotated as DCN1-like protein 3. The record is from RefSeq and is a predicted model, not a curated record. Gene Ontology annotation, biological process: protein neddylation; positive regulation of ubiquitin-protein transferase activity. The coding region runs from base 175 to 1140 and encodes 321 amino acids. NCBI's taxonomy places the organism in Eukaryota, Viridiplantae, Streptophyta, Magnoliopsida, Brassicales, Brassicaceae. The transcript has 8 exons. Gene Ontology annotation, molecular function: ubiquitin-like protein binding; ubiquitin conjugating enzyme binding; cullin family protein binding. Gene Ontology annotation, cellular component: ubiquitin ligase complex.
UAAAUAAACAAAGUAGAUGUUUUUUUGGUAAUUUUAUAACUCUUCCUUUUGGGGAUUGCCUAGUCGAUUUCUGGUUGUGGUUUCCUGAUCUAUUCUUGGUUUCGAUUUCUUUCGGCGAUCCUUUCGAGUCUCGAUUGCCCUCCUAACAGAGAAGCUUCGAGCUCGAGAGAAUCCAUGGAUUCUUCGCCGGUUUCGGGUCGAUUCGAUAUAUUCGAGAUAUAUCGCAGAUUUUGUGACAUUCGAUCAGGUCAAGUUUUAUGUAAUUAUAAACCCGGCGACGAAUCACAGAGAACUAAUUAUUUUAAGGAAGCAUUGACUCAGCUCUUAAUUCUAGUCGAGAAGAAGUUUCAAGCGAGAAACUCCAUUUUCGAUGAAUUGUUCAAGUUGAUGUCACGGCUUGACUUAAUGGUGGACUUCUCCGAGUUUACCCGCUUUUAUGAUUUUGUUUUCUUUAUGUGCCGUGAGAAAGGACAGAAGAAUAUAACUGUAGGUAGAGCUCUUACCGCAUGGAAACUGGUUUUGGUUGGGAGAUUUAGGUUACUUAACCACUGGUGUGACUUCAUCGAGAAAAAUCAACGGCACAAUAUAUCAGAAGAUACUUGGCAACAAGUCUUGGCGUUUAGUCGUUGUGUACAUGAGAAUCUAGAAGGAUAUGACUCUGAAGGUGCUUGGCCUGUCCUCAUCGAUGACUUUGUUGAGCAUAUGUACAGGUUUGGAACAAAACAUGAAAGCCUUUCUUAUCAACACAUUGUACUCUACACAUCAAACAAUGAAAAGUCAAUCCUUUUGUUGUUGAUUCGCAGCAUUUUAGGACCGAAUAAGAACACUCGCUUGUUCUGCAACUGUAAUGAUGCAGAUUCCGAAUCAUGUCUUGACGAAGAUCCCCUUUCAAAUGAGCAUCACAAAGAAUAUCGCUGCUGCCAUACGGGUUUAAGAAACGUUCCGGGUUUGAAGAGAAAGAAAUCAAGAGACGACGAUGAAGAAGAUGAAGUAUCAGAAACUCAACACUAUUCUUCACCAUACUCGAAACGGAUCAGAUCAAACAAUAGUCCAAGAUGUUCAUCCAAGUCUUAUUGCGCGAUCGAGCGAAGUCUCUCACAAGGGUUUGCGAGUCUUUUAUCGACUGGAGAUAAGCCAUGAAAAUACGAAACACCAUUGCCACAGAAUUAUAGAUUAUACAAAACCAAAGAGGUCUCAAGCUGCUCUUUCAUUUUUCAACCUAAAAACUCUCACUUUCUUAAACAGUGAGUUCUUCGUUGUUGUAAGCUCAUAUAUCAUUCGUUCCAUGAUCACUUCAUCAUAAAUUGAGUAUCCAUUUCACAUUU